Molecule: messenger RNA, 779 nt
Organism: Ilex paraguariensis (yerba mate)
Lineage: Eukaryota; Viridiplantae; Streptophyta; Magnoliopsida; Aquifoliales; Aquifoliaceae
Source: the annotation of a GenBank genome assembly
AUGAUUAAGUUUAGAUCAGGAGAUUUGAUGCGCAUCAAGUCCAAUAUGCCGCUUAAAAUGCUCAUAACUAACACAAAAGUUGGGAGGAACACGAAGGCAUUAGUUGCCAGCGUUUCUGAGAGGAAGGUCAGGCACCCUGAUGCUAUGAUUUCUGUAUUCACUGCGGUUGAUUCUAUCAGCAAUGAAUUGGCCUCUAUUAUCCAGUCUCCUGCCUCUGAUGAUCUUGUCAUAAUUGAGAAGGAAGAAAAACUAGAAGAGCUGAUGGAAAUGAAUCAAGGGUUGCUCCAGUGUAUGGGGGUCAGUCAUGCUUCUAUAGAAACUGUGCUUCGAUCAACAUUGAAAUACAAAUUAGCGUCCAAGUUAACAGGAGCUGGUGGUGGAGGCUGUGUUCUGACACUAUUGCCAUCCCGAACAGUGGUUGAUCAAGUAAUUGCUGAGCUAGAAUCCUGCGGAUUCACAUGUUUGAUUGCUGGAAUUGGCGGGAAUGGUCUUGAGGUUUGCUUCGGUGGUUCAUCUUGAUUUUCCCAUGGAUGCAAUUAAUAAUAGAAAGGUCUGCCCCUGUAACGUCAAAUAAUAGUAUGAAAACGUAUGUUUCCACAGCCCUGUUCUUUUGAUUAUUGUUUUCUUUGCAUUUACUCCAUUGUUGUUGUUGAGUUCCUAUACUUGUAUUUCUAGUUUCCAUCACCUUCACUUUACCUUUCAUUUGCUUCUAUUUUCAUUCUUGUUCCUAAGGUCAGAUGUUCAUUAGAGAUCAGAUAAGUUUUUACGUUGAUUGUCAG